UACAGUGGACCAAUAAAGUUUACAUACACCUAGUUCUAUUAAAUUACGACGCGUUUAUUUGUUUUAAAAUGAAUACAUUUGGUGAUUUUUUUUUAUCCAUAUCAAGAUAUGUAUAUUUAACAUUAAAUAUACCAUAUCAAAGUUUUUUAUUUUGUACACAAAUAAAAGAAAUUAAUGCUAAAGCUUAAAAUGCGCCUAAUUUGUAUCAAAAAAGUUUACGUACAAAAAUGAUUAUUUAUAUAAAUGAAAAGAAAUUACAAUAGUUUUAGCGGUUUUGGCCUACAUUUUGUUAAUAUUAUUGUCCCUAGACAUCGAUGUAUGCUCCCCACUCAAUUUCUAGUACUAUUUCCGGAUAUUUUGACCCACUAAGUCCAUAAUCCGGCUUUUUGGCCUUAUUUUGAUGAAAUUCGAUGUUUUCGAAUACGAUUUUCCAAAAGGGUUCAGAUAUUUUGAAUGGGAUUAAUGUAUGGUGGUUGCCGGACCUAUGGAGUUAUUUUUAAUUCCAUAACAACCCUGCACGUACAAGAUGAGACGGAUGUUUUGGGUCGUUAUCGUGUUAUAAAUAGAAGUGGCCGCUAUUAACAGCCGAUUUAAGCACACUUAAUAAUUAAAUUAUUUUGUUAAAAUGUUCAGAAACAUGUCUUUAUCCAUUGUGAGAACUAAAUAUCUUAUAGAAUUUAGUCCACACAAAGGCCCACCCUAUUGUUCACAAGCAUAUAUACGCAGCGGUAAAACCACGCCACGAAGAUGGAGAAACCAGACAUGCAGAUUAAAGGCCAACAAGAAUGCAUACGCAGCGGUAAAAACACGCCACGCAAACCAGACAAGUAGACGAAACAACAGCAAGCAUGCAUACGCAGCGGUAAAAUCACGCCAUCCCAGCAAUAAAAAAAAACGCAUAAAAUUUGCAAAAUCUCAUCGGUUCUUUAUUUGAAACGUUAGAUUGGUUCAUGACAUUUACUUUUUGAAGAUAAUUUCAUUUAAAUGUUGACCGCGGCUGCGUCUUAGGUGGUCCAUUCGGAAAGUCCAAUUUUGGGCAACUUUUUCGAGCAUUUCGGCCGGAAUAGCCCGAAUUUCUUCGGAAAUGUUGUCUUCCAAAGCUGGAAUAGUUGCUGGCUUAUUUCUGUAGACUUUAGACUUGACGUAGCCCCACAAAAAAUAGUCUAAAGGCGUUAAAUCGCAUGAUCUUGGUGGCCAACUUACGGGUCCAUUUCUUGAGAUGAAUUGUUGUCCGAAGUUUUCCCUCAAAAUGGCCAUAGAAUCGCGAGCUGUGUGGCAUGUAGCGCCAUCUUGUUGAAACCACAUGUCAACCAAGUUCAGUUCUUCCAUUUUUGGCAACAAAAAGUUUGUUAGCAUCGAACGAUAGCGAUCGCCAUUCACCGUAACGUUGCGUCCAACAGCAUCUUUGAAAAAAUACGGUCCAAUGAUUCCACCAGCGUACAAACCACACCAAACAGUGCAUUUUUCGGGAUGCAUGGGCAGUUCUUGAACGGCUUCUGGUUGCUCUUCACCCCAAAUGCGGCAAUUUUGCUUAUUUACGUAGCCAUUCAACCAGAAAUGAGCCUCAUCGCUGAACAAAACACGCGCGCGAAACACAUUUCGAACCGAACACUGAUUUUGGUAAUAAAAUUCAAUGAUUUGCAAGCGUUGCUCGUUAGUAAGUCUAUUCAUGAUGAAAUGUCAAAGCAUACUGAGCAUCUUUCUCUUUGACACCAUGUCUGAAAUCCCACGUGAUCUGUCAAAUACUAAUGCAUGAAAAUCCUAACCUCAAAAAAAUCACCCGUUAUUAGAUAUUAAUAAGUUGAAAUAAAUAAAGAACGAUUCGCAGAAGAGCCCCAAUACUUACAAAUUUAUUGUAACGAACCCUGGACACGGCGAGUAUACCUCAGCAAUUAUACUUGUAAGAAGCAGGGGCUGCAAAAAGCUUCGUUACAAUUGGCGCCCGAGCAGGGACCCUGCGGAUCGUAUAUUAUCAGGAAAACCGACAUUUAGUACGGAGAUGGCAGAUCUCAUGUGGUUAGACAACGUGUCCAAGGAGCAACUAAUCUCCUUCGCACAGAGUUUGGGAGUUGACCACAUAGGCACCACGCGGGAGAUUCGUAAGCGGAUAACUACAUUGGCAGCCAAGGCGCACGGAGACCCGGAAGUAGAAGAACAAUUUUUAAAAAUGGAAGCUGCAUACAAAGCAGGUGAGAUCGCUUCACGAGACGAAGGCGAUCAGAAGACAACCUUCCCAGCAGAUCAAGACAGAGGUACCGCGAGCACUUUCGCGGAAUCAUCACGGCUACAGCCGCCACAAAUCAACAGGUUACUUCAACAGAACCACAUUGUUACAUUCGCACCCAUCAUCGACCAGGUGAGGAAGUGGGCCGUGAAAUACGACGGCGCGCGAGACCCAUUAGCGUAUGUCGAGAGAUUAGAAGAGCUCUCCGAAGUGUACAUGGUGAAUGUGGACAUUCUUCCAAGAACCAUGCCCGAAUUAUUGUGCGGUACCGCUCUCCAAUGGUAUCGCAACAAUAACGAACAUUGGGCGAAUUGGACAACCUUCAAAAAGGACUUUCUGCGCUUCUUCCUACCAGCACGUUACUUCGAACGCCUCGAAGAUAACAUACGGCAGCGAAGACAACACGUUCGAGAAAAAUACAAGGACUACGUUCCAGCUAUGCAGAGCUUAAUGCGACACGUUGGGUACAAUCCGGAAGAGCGACUGGAAAGAAUUUUUCGGAAUAGUCACACCGAUUAUUUGCUCUACAUUCAGCGGCGAGAUUUCGAGACGCUGGCUGAACUCAUCACACUGGCAGAGGAGUACGAAGGGAUAUAUGAAGGACAACGACGAAGAGUAGAGCCACCUCGACGCGAGAUGACGAGGCACAUUAUAGGUGACCACGAGGCGAGACAUGCAAGUAGGCCGUUACCACGUGCACCACAACACCACGCGACGGUAGAUGCGCAUCGUCAGCAACCAUCUACGAGUGGAGCCGUUAGGCCGGGGAAUAUCUGCUUCAGAUGUGGUCAGGAAGGUCACCAUGCCAGGAGAUGCCGUAAUAGCGAGAAAUUAUGUUGCAGGGAGUGUGGCCGAGCGGAUGUGCUAACGAAAGAAUGUUGUCAUCGACAACGGGGAAACGACGAAGGGUUUCGCCCAAGACAAGGCGCGGCGGACCCAUGGAAAUCAGCGCCAAACCACCAAUAAUUAUGCAUCAGGAACGCGGCCGGCUAUACGCCCUAAUCACGCUGGGCGGAGAACCGGCGGAAGCCGUCAUCGACACCGGCGCUUCGAAAAGUUUCAUAUCACCACGAGUUGCAGAACAUAUGCGCGCAACCGGGAACAGUAAGAAGGUGACCGUAGCUAUCGAGAUACAAAUGGCCGAUGGCACCACCAGCAAGAUUUUCGACGCCGUGGAGACCACCAUUCAACUCGGACAGACAUCGCUAAAGGCAGUGUUACACGUGAUGCCUGGAGCGAUUGAUGACGUCAUACUUGGAUUGGAUACACUGGGGAACAUGGGAGCUAUAGUAUCCUUCGGAGGUCACCAAGCUGAAAGCGUCAGAUGCGCAGCAAUCACCUGCAGCCCGCACCAUGUCAUCCAAAGCCGUAAGCAACGUAACCCUUACUACGCCAGACACACGCCUGCUAAAGCGCAGGAUGAAGAAGAAAAACAGACGAAAACUUAAGUGCAGGAGUGUCAAUCGACUUGGGACUUCAUCGGCCGUCGACCAGAGAAACGAAGCGGCCCGUAUACGUGAUUUUUUAGACGAAGAACUUCGAAAAUUUGAAAGCAUGAGUGGAGUGACGACCGUGGCGGAACAUAAAAUCACUAUGACCGACAGCCGACCAAUCAAGCAACGAUAUUUCCGCGGAAUCCAGCGAUGCAGGCCAUCAUCGACGCCGAGAUCGACGAGCUGCUGUCGAAGGGAUGUAUUGAGCCCUCUCACAGCCCACACAGCGCGCCGAUUGUAUUGGCACGGAAGAAGAACGGUAAGUGGCGUUUAUGCGUGGAUUAUCGGCAACUCAACGCCCGAUCUGUACCCGACGCAUACCCCUUCUUCUUCUUUACUGGCGUAGACACCGCUUACGCGAUUAUAGCCGAGUCAACAACAGCGCGCCAGUCGUUUCUUCUCUUCGCUACGUGGCGCCAAUUGGAUAUUCCAAGCGAAGCCAGGUCCUUCUCCACUUGGUCCUUCCAACGGAGUGGAGGUCUUCCUCUUCCUCUGCUUCCCCCGGCGGGUACAGCGUCGAAUACUUUCAGAGCUGGAGUGUUUUCGUCCAUUCGGACAACAUGACCUAGCCAGCGUAGCCGCUGUCUUUUAAUUCGCUGAACUAUGUCAAUGAUGCCGUAUAUCUCGUACAGCUCAUCGGUACAGGCCCAUCGAAUGCGAUAUUCGCCGUGGCCAACGCGCAAAGGACCAUAAAUCUUUCGCAGAACUUUUCUCUCGAAAACUCGCAACGUCGACUAAUCUGUUGUUGACAUCGUCCAGGCCUCUGCACCAUAUAGCAGGACGGGAAUUAUGAGUGACUUAUAGAGUUUGGUUUUUGUCUGUCGAGAGAGGACUUUGCUUCGUGUUGAGACCGAUGAUAUCAAUAUCAUCGGCAUACGCCAGCAGCUGUACACUCUUAUAAAAGAUUGUACCUGCUCGAUUAAGUUCUGCAGCUCGAACUAUUUUCUCCAGCAGCAGAUUGAAGAAAUCGCACGAUAGGGAGUCGCCUUGUCUGAAACCUCGUUUGGUAUCGAAUGGCUCGGAGAGGUCCUUCCCGAUCCUGACGGAGCUUUUGGUCCCGCUCAAUGUCAGUUUACACAGCCGUAUUAGUUUUGCGGGGAUACCAAAUUCAGACAUUGCGGCAUAAAGGCAGCUCCUUUUCGUGCUGUCGAAAGCAGCUUUAAAAUCGACGAAGAGGUGGUGUGUGUCGAUUCUCCUUUCACGGGUCUUUUCCAAGAUUUGGCGCAUGGUGAAUAUCUGGUCGGUUGUUGAUUUGCCAGGUCUAAAGCCACACUGAUAAGGUCCAAU
This is a messenger RNA of Bactrocera dorsalis (oriental fruit fly), 5004 nucleotides long. RefSeq lists its product as uncharacterized. Bases 2000 to 3190 code for a protein of 396 amino acids. The record is from RefSeq and is a predicted model, not a curated record. The transcript is spliced from 2 exons. NCBI's taxonomy places the organism in Eukaryota, Metazoa, Arthropoda, Insecta, Diptera, Tephritidae. Gene Ontology annotation, molecular function: zinc ion binding; nucleic acid binding.